GGAGAUCAGUCAAGCCAUGUCAACUCUCAGCUAAAGGGAUUUGCUGUGAGAUUGACCGUGUUUAGACGCAACGUGGAGUUGUUUACUAAUUUUGACAGCCCUCGCCGGUUAAAAACUACUGAAUUCCUGCACACUUUUGACUGUGUGCCUGAAGGAAGAAAUGGGAAAGCCGAAGAAAAAGAGUGAUCUCAGCAGAGCUGAGCUGAUGAUGAUGACCAUUGCUGAUGUUAUCAAGCAGCUGGUCGAAGCCCACGAAGAGGGCAAAGACAUCAAUCUCAACAAAGUGAAGACUAAGACUUCAGCAAAAUAUGGACUCGAAGCCCAGCCUCGAUUGGUCGACAUCAUUGCUGCCGUUCCACAACACUACCGCCGUGCUCUGGUGCCCAAACUAAAGGCCAAACCCAUCCGCACUGCCAGCGGGAUCGCAGUGGUGGCUGUGAUGUGCAAACCGCAUCGAUGUCCCCACAUCAGCUUCACAGGAAACAUCUGUGUCUACUGUCCCGGUGGACCAGACUCAGACUUUGAGUACUCCACACAGUCUUACACCGGCUACGAGCCAACGUCCAUGAGAGCAAUCAGAGCACGUUACGACCCCUACCUUCAGACCAGACACCGGGUGGAGCAGCUGAAGCAGCUGGGUCACAGCGUGGACAAGGUGGAGUUUAUCGUGAUGGGCGGGACCUUCAUGGCUCUGCCCGAGGAGUACAGGGACUACUUCAUCAGGAACCUGCACGACGCUCUGUCAGGACACACCUCCAACAAUGUGGCCGAGGCCGUCAGGUACUCUGAGCGCAGUAACACCAAGUGUGUGGGGAUCACCAUCGAGACACGGCCCGACUACUGCCUGAAGAGACACCUCAGCGACAUGCUGGGCUACGGCUGCACCCGUCUGGAGAUAGGAGUCCAGAGUGUGUAUGAAGACGUGGCCCGAGACACCAACAGAGGCCACACGGUGCGAGCCGUGUGCGAGUCUUUCCACCUCUCAAAGGACGCCGGCUUCAAGGUGGUCGCCCACAUGAUGCCGGAUCUGCCCAACGUGGGCAUGGAGAGGGACGUGGAACAGUUUAUUGAGUUUUUCGAGAAUCCAGCGUUCAGGCCCGACGGUUUGAAGCUGUACCCGACGCUGGUGAUCCGAGGCACGGGCCUGUACGAGCUGUGGAAGACGGGCCGCUACAAGAGCUACACGCCCAGUGCCCUGGUGGACCUGGUGGCCCGCAUCCUGGCGCUGGUGCCGCCCUGGACGCGAGUCUACCGGGUGCAGAGAGACAUCCCCAUGCCGCUGGUGAGCUCCGGAGUGGAGCACGGCAACCUGAGAGAGUUGGCACUGGCCCGGAUGAAGGACAUGGGCACUGAGUGUCGAGACGUGAGAACACGAGAGGUGGGCAUUCAGGAGAUCCACCACAAAGUCCGACCUUAUCAGGUGGAGCUGGUGAGGAGGGACUACGUGGCCAACGGCGGCUGGGAGACCUUCCUCUCCUACGAGGACCCGGAGCAGGACAUCCUGAUCGGCCUGCUGCGCCUCCGACGCUGCUCCCCGCAGUCCUUCCGCCCGGAGCUAAAAGGAGGCACGUCCAUCGUCCGCGAGCUGCACGUUUACGGCAGCGUCGUCCCCGUCAGCAGCCGGGACCCCAGCAAGUUCCAACACCAGGGUUUUGGUAUGAUGCUGAUGGAGGAGGCAGAGAGGAUUGCCAGAGAUGAACAUGGCUCCAGCAAAUUGGCUGUUAUCUCAGGCGUAGGAACAAGGAACUACUACAGGAAGAUGGGCUACGAGUUGGAGGGGCCGUACAUGUUGAAGGACCUCUACGGACCUGGAAGCGACUGAACCUGGACAGUGUUUUUAUGUUGGACAGUGGAGACAGACGCACACGCACACAUUAUCGUAUUUAUCAAGACAAUAUUCCAGGGGAACCCGUGCUGCAGUGUGUUUAAGCGAAACUCGUUUUGUUCUUUUAACGUCAGUGGAGAUAAUGGUUGGGGGUGCUUUUUUUUUUUUUUUUUUUUAUCUGGUACACACCGGCUCCUGCUGCUGCAUCUCCUUAGCUUUAUUUUGAUAAGGAGGGAUAAGAGGGUGCGAGGAGGAAAGUUAUUUGGAAGGAAGCCAGAGCAUCUUGUGGACUUCAGGAGUUCAAUUUGAGAUGCAAACAUUGUUCACUGCAGUAAAUUAAAGGUCAAUGUGAGUCUGCUAAACCGUCUACCUGACAGGAAAUGAGAACAAUCCAGUUGUUUUUUAAUUCUACUCAAAUGUUCCACGUGUCUGGUAAAAAAACAUCCGAAAGUCUGGGUGUCCCUUAAAUAGUCCCUGUGUGUUUGUCCAGGAUUAGCAACCCGUUUAGCAUCAUGGUUUGAGUUAAUCAUGUUUGUGCUGCCAUUCAAUAGAAAACCCCAUUACCAGUGGAGCGUUGGUUAAUGGCUGGCGGUGGAUGAAUGGACUGUGGGAGGUGUCCUCGCUGGGCAGACGUUGUGUAAUUGCGCCAUUUUGAAUUAUAGGACAGGAUAUUGAAUUUGAGCGUUACAUAAAUUGCUUUUUAAGCCGCCGACAGUUAAUCCUAUUACUGAGUGUUUCUGCCGCGCAUUCCUGGGGCUUCAUGUAUUCUAGUAUAUUCUAGAUGUUGAACAAAUCACUUGACUGUUUUUUGUUUUUUUUCUCAAGGAAUAAAGUCUAUUUCAGUU
This is a messenger RNA of Anoplopoma fimbria (sablefish), 2670 nucleotides long. It is a transcript of the gene elp3, whose product is annotated as elongator acetyltransferase complex subunit 3. Lineage: Eukaryota; Metazoa; Chordata; Actinopteri; Perciformes; Anoplopomatidae. The coding region runs from base 161 to 1822 and encodes 553 amino acids. Gene Ontology annotation, cellular component: nucleus; elongator holoenzyme complex; cytoplasm. Gene Ontology annotation, biological process: tRNA wobble base 5-methoxycarbonylmethyl-2-thiouridinylation. The transcript is spliced from 16 exons. The record is from RefSeq and is a predicted model, not a curated record. Gene Ontology annotation, molecular function: acyltransferase activity, transferring groups other than amino-acyl groups; iron-sulfur cluster binding.